GUGGCGGCAGUCCUCAGCUACGCGCUCCCGGAAGUUCUGCUCGCGCCCCGGAAAUAAUUCCUCCGGCCACGGGCGCGCUCCGCCUCGCGUUGUAUGUGAGACGUAGAGCUAAGCGACCGAAGCCGAGAACGAGAUGCCGGUGGCCGUGGGGCCCUACGGACAGUCCCAGCCGAGCUGCUUCGACCGCGUGAAGAUGGGCUUUGUGAUGGGCUGCGCAGUGGGCAUGGCGGCCGGGGCGCUCUUCGGCACCUUUUCCUGUCUCAGGAUCGGAAUGCGGGGUCGGGAGCUGAUGGGCGGCAUCGGGAAAACCAUGAUGCAGAGUGGCGGCACAUUUGGCACAUUCAUGGCCAUCGGGAUGGGCAUCCGAUGCUAAUCAGGGCAGUGGUUGCCCAGUACAGCUACCCCUUCCCAUCAGUCCCAGCUCGUGUACUAUAAUAAAACAAAAGUCUUUGAGUA
Ailuropoda melanoleuca (giant panda) is the source of this 456-nucleotide messenger RNA. RefSeq names its product reactive oxygen species modulator 1 (gene ROMO1). NCBI's taxonomy places the organism in Eukaryota, Metazoa, Chordata, Mammalia, Carnivora, Ursidae. The record is from RefSeq and is a predicted model, not a curated record. The transcript has 3 exons. Gene Ontology annotation, cellular component: TIM23 mitochondrial import inner membrane translocase complex. Bases 134 to 373 code for a protein of 79 amino acids. Gene Ontology annotation, biological process: protein import into mitochondrial matrix; protein insertion into mitochondrial inner membrane.